Molecule: messenger RNA, 2577 nt
Organism: Malassezia japonica
Lineage: Eukaryota; Fungi; Basidiomycota; Malasseziomycetes; Malasseziales; Malasseziaceae
Exons: 2
Coding region: 1-2577 (858 amino acids)
Source: RefSeq, a predicted model, not a curated record
AUGUGGGGCCUCUUUUUCAACGUUAUUGACAAUCCGGAGCAGGCCAAGAAUGGCAAGAUUGCCGAUGCUGCUGGUAGCGGCGAAGAGCAGGUUCAGGGACUAUCCAAGGAGGACAAGGCGAAGGCUGCCAAGUCGCACCAGGAGGAGCAGGAGGCUCUGCAGUCGCUGUUCAAGACACACGGUGUGCAAGAAUUCUACGACCAGUUCUGGUACCUGUGUGGCCCCGAUGUGCCGGAUAUGAUCAUGCUCAAGUUUUUGCGUGCGCGCAAGUGGAACGUGCACCGCGCCUUUGCGAUGCUUGCCAAGUGCAUCAAAUGGCGAAUCGAGUCCAAGGUAAUUGACCUGGUCGAGAAGGGUGACCUCGGUCUUUCGAAGAUCGACGACAAGUACCUAGAGCAGGGAAAGGCCAACAAGACCUUUGCUGCUGGUAUGACGGACAACCUCAUUCCCAUUGUGUACAUCCACGUGAACCGUCACUUGGCCAAGGCGCAGGGUCCCGAGACGAUGACGCGUUUCGUCAUUGCGACCGCCGAGUCAUUCCGCUGCCUCAUGUCGUACCCUAACGACAAGAUUGUCAUUGUCUUUGACCUGGCCGGCUUCGGCAUGAAGAACAUGGACUGGCACUCGCUGACGACCAUCUUGCAGAUUCUCGAGGCCUACUACCCCGAGACACUCAGCAAGCUCUACAUCCACAACGCCCCUUGGAUCUUCCAGGGCAUCUGGAAGGCGAUUUCGCCUAUGCUUGACCCUGCGGUCCGUGCCAAGAUCAACUUUACCAGCAAGCCAGGCGACCUCGAUUUGAUCCCUUCCAACCGUCUCGAGAAACAGCUGGGUGGUGAGCUCGCGGAGGAGGUCACUUUCGUUCCUCCGAAGCCGAAUGAGAACAAGACGCGCCCGCCGGGCGAUCCCGAGCGCCAGCGUCUGUGGGACGCCUACAUGGCGCAGGCCCAGGUAUACGAGGACCUCACAAAGAAGUGGGACAAGUCCCACGGCUCCGACAAGAAGCUCGAGGACGAACGUGACUUCCAGGCCCUGAAGCUCCGCCUUGCAUGGAUGGACCUCGACCCGGUCGUUCGCGCCAAGACGACGUACCACCGCUCCGGCAUCAUCACCCCCGACUUCACCUUCCACUGGACCUACAAGCAGACCAGCGGCAAGACGAUCACGCACGAUGUCGGCAAGGACCGCGGCCGCUCGGCCAUCCAGAAGCGCAUUUCGGAACGCGAAGGUACCAGCAACGGCUCUGCUCAGCAGAACCAGCAGAACCAGCAGGGACAGGAGCAGAGUGCGCCUGCCCGUGAGCAGUCCGAUGAUGCUGCUACUGGUGCUGCUGCUGGCACCGCUGCGGGUGUUGCUGGUCUCGGCGCAGGUGCGGCCGGCUACGCGGCCAUCUCUGGCAAGAACAAGGGUGUGGAUGACACGCCCGCGCAGAACUACGAGUCUGUGCAGCCCACCUAUGCCCAGAACUAUGCUCAGCAGGACUCGGGUGCCUACGCACAGCAAGAUGCUUCUGCCUACGCGCAGCAGGAUGCUUCUGCCUACGCGCAGCAGGACCCGAACGCCUAUGCGCAUGGUGCGUCGCAGUACGGCCAGCCCGAGCAAGCCGCGUACGGUGCCCCGGCCCAAGACUACAGCCAGAGCGCGUACUACACACAGGGCUACCCCGCUGAGGCCUACAACACCGGCUACGACCAGUCGGCCGCCUACCAGACCGGUACGCAAACUGAACCGUCGUACUACUCGAACUACGCCACCGAUGCCGCGGUCGGUGCUGGUGCUGGUGCUGCUGGUGGUGUUGGUGCUGCCGUGCUUGCCAACAACGUCCCCAUUAACGAGGAGCAGGUGCCGCCGACCAACAGCCUCGCCUACCUGCAGACCUACGUCGCGUCCAGCGACUUGGACACGAACAAUGUGGCUCCCGCCUCCGUCCCCGCCUCUGUCCCCGCCUCCGUCCCCAGCAUGACGCGUUCCGAGACGGCCGUGUCGGGUCCUACGCAGUCGUUGUACACCAACUCGUCGACGCCGAACCAGAGCUCUGAAGACCUGUUUUAUGAUGCAAACGGUCCUUCGAUGGAUGGCAACGCGCAGUCGGCUGCGUACUACAACCAGCAGCAGGAAGAUGCGACCCGUGGCGCUGAUGCCUACGGCGCCGAGCAGGAGGAGACCGACCCAUACGGCGCGGACGCCUACCACUCGGGUGACUACGCUGAGCAGCUGCCCCAAGAGCAUGCGCACGAUGGCUCUGCGGCCGAGGGCUACGACCUGACGCACGGUGCUAAUGUACAGCUUGAGGAUGGUGUGCCUGCUGGUGAUGACAAUGAGAAGGCUGCCGCGCAGGGUGCCCAGAAGGACUUUGACGAGCAGAUCGCCGAGGGCGGCAUGACCGAGGCUGGCAGCAAAAUCGGCAAGGAGAAGUCGCCGCUCGCUGGUUUCCCGUACCUUGCCAAUGGUUCGGGCCCCGAGGCCAUUGCCGAGGCCAACCUGCGCGCGCGCAAGGAAGCCGAGCAGGUCGCCCAGAAGGGCAAGGGCGGCUUCCUCUCGAAGCUCAACUGCUGCUCGGCAAAGAACAUCGACUAA